Molecule: messenger RNA, 3458 nt
Organism: Girardinichthys multiradiatus
Lineage: Eukaryota; Metazoa; Chordata; Actinopteri; Cyprinodontiformes; Goodeidae
Gene: slc67a2
Product: major facilitator superfamily domain containing 9
Exons: 6
Coding region: 45-1421 (458 amino acids)
Biological process (GO): transmembrane transport
Molecular function (GO): transmembrane transporter activity
Source: RefSeq, a predicted model, not a curated record
GGGAGCUUCCGCCUCGGCUGCAAGCGAGCUGUCACCGCGGGAGGAUGAACAACCAGAGAUGUAGCUCUGCAUUCCUGAAACUGAAAGGACGGAGGGGGAUCAUACACUGUAUCUAUGUGGUGGGCUUCAUGGACUUGUUUGGGGUGAGCAUGAUCAUCCCGCUCCUGAGCCACCAUGUAAAGGCUCUUGGAGCAAGUCCCACAGUGGCUGGAAUUGUGGGAUCUACGUAUGGGAUAUUGCAGCUUUUCUCCAGCACGAUUAUAGGCAGCUGGAGUGAUGUGGUGGGGCGGCGCUACUCUCUGCUGACUUCAAUCCUGCUGAGUGCCUUUGGUUAUGGCCUCCUGGGGAUUUCUACAAGCAUCACUUUGUUUGUCCUCGCACGAAUACCUGUGGGGCUAUUCAAGCACACCUUGUCCAUCUGCAGAGCCUUGCUGUCAGACCUGGUGUCUGAAUCAGAGCGCCCUCUUGUGAUGGGACACUUCAAUGCAGCCUCCAGUGUCGGCUUCAUCCUAGGUCCUGUAGUAGGCGGCUACCUCAAUGAGCACGAAGGAGGCUUUUACACCUCCUCAUUUACAUGUGCAGCCAUCUUUCUUAUCAAUGCUGGCCUGGUGUGGAUGCUGCCAUGGAACGAGAAAAUAACUGAUCAAAAAGAAACUAACUGCAGCAAGUCUGUGCAAAACGGCUCUCAUGCAAACAACCACCACUCAGUGCUGACCGCAGAGACCAAAGCAGACUGCAGAGCUCUUGGGAAGCCUCGCCUCAGGUUGAGCGAGAUGUCUCUGCUUCAGCCUGCAUGGAGACAGCUUACCUCAGUCAGCUCCAGGAUUCAUAUGGUGGCUUUUUCUGACAUGUGGGACCUCUUUCUCGUGCGUCUUUUGAUGGCCAUAGCCAUCAUGCUCUACUACAGUAACUUCUCUCUGGCCAUGGAGGAGCGCUUCUCGCUGAAACCCAAGGUGACGGGCUAUCUGAUCAGCUACAGCAGCACCCUGGGGGCCCUGGCCGGGUUCCUGGUGGGGCCCGUCACAAAGCUUUACAGAAACAACAUGCCCGCUCUGCUGCUUCACUCCACUGUGCUGACCUGUUUGCUAAUUUUCCUCUACGCUACCGCUCCGAGUGUGUGGCAGGUGCUGCUCACCUCAACCUUCUUUGCCAUUUCUACCUCUAUCGGACGGACGUGUAUCACAGAUCUGGAGCUUCAGAGCGGAGGGGUCCACGCCAGUGGGACUCUGAUUGGAGCGGGCCAGUCGGUGACGGCUGUGGGUCGAGUUCUGGCCCCUCUCCUUUCUGGUCUGAUGCAGGAGAUCAGCCCCUGUGGUCCUCCUAGUCUGGGGGUUGUGCUUGCUCUGGCAGCUGUAGGUUUGCUUCUCAUCAGAAUCCCAAAAUGGGAUGGAAGAGGGCUGGCAAAAACUGUAAAACUUUGAAAACUCCCAGCAACUGAAUUAUGUUUUUUUAUAAAUCAGUGCUACUCUACCACUUGGAGAAGUGCUCUUAUUUGCAGUUGGCAGCUGUUAUGAACAGCAGGCCCUCGGUGAGAACAGUGUUUCAUGCAGAAAUGUGUUUUUUUCCUGGGUGCCUCCACCAAAUGUAUCUACUGAUGUCGUGACACGGCACAAGGACCACAGGCCUUCUCUCAGGGACAGUGGAACCAAAAAUCAUUAGUGGCUGAAAAGGUUGCAAAGCUUAUUGUGCUUCCAAAUAUGCUGAAAUUUUAUCAAAAAGAAACACGAAGUGAGGGCCAUUCUGUUAAUUUAGUUCUGUAAGCACUAUCGGGUUCGAAUUCAGUGAAGUAAUUAGAAGUCUGCUAAUGGUUCACUACAAACCUAAUAAAACACUGAUUUAUAAAGGUACAGGAGGAGGGAAAACACCACUGAGAUUAUUGUUAUUAGAGAUAUGCUGAUCAUUAUCUUUUGGCCAGUUCCCAAUCUCCGGUUUUUGGAAAGUUUUGCAAAGAUUUCAUCCAACUCUGAAAUAUUUAAGUUGAUAGCAGUCAUUAAUUAUUUAUAUGAGGAAUAGAUGUGACACCACGGUGUUUGUGAGAGAGCAGUCAUAAAAAAGGGUUUUACUUUUUUUUUAAAAACUAUGAUGAUGAUAUUGGAGUUUACAUUUCAUAUCUGUUAAGAUUUCCUUUUAUCUGCUUUAACCCAAUUUAUUUACUGUUAAAUAAAAUACAUUUUGUGUUUUUACCGACAAGCAAGUGCUAAAUGGAAUAAAAAUUGUUCAUUUAAAUAUAGCCCGUAUAAUUAAUAUUUAGGUAUGAUUCAAAUUAGCGACAUAAGACAUAAUUAAGAUUAAUAGUAACUAAACAAUCACAUAUCUAAAUUAAAAACGUUUCAUUGCUGUUCCAUCAUCACAGUAUUUGUCAAACAUUUAAUACUGCAAAAUCACAACCGAUGUGUUGUGCACAAUCUGACCACUAGAUGGCAUGAACAUACUUCCAAUCUGAUCCUACAUGUAUGUAGGUUAUGCAUCAUCAGGCUCCUCCUCUACAUUAAAACGAGGCAGUUUUAGUCCAAAUCUAGAGACUAAUGUAAAAGGGUUAGUCUUGCUCUCUCUCGCUGUCUUGCAGGUGGAAAUAACUGUAGACAUGUUGUAAAAAUACCUUCUUACAUAUCUGCACUUCCUUUAUCUUCAUUUUAAGCACCUCACUAAUACGGAAAAUUGCUAACUUUGAGUUAUUUUCACUAUGUAACAACUUCCACACUGAAGAAUGUGAUGUGGUGGAACCUAACACUAGCUACAUGGACAUUAGUAAUCGGAAUAAACGGCCGAUCGGACUUAAAACGUGUCAUGUAAACAUGUUAGUCGGAAUAUUCUGAUCGGAUUUGGCACAAUCGGAAUGAAAUUCUAAUCCGAUUGAGAGGGGUGGAUUAUGCCGACUGACAAUCUGAUCAACAUGCAUGUAAACACUUGACUGGAUCAAGUUAUUCUGAAGAAGGCAAACUGACAGGAGUGCGCAUGUCCCCCACGCGUCAACAUGACGUAUUUCUGCUUUGAGUGACUAGUCGCUAACAGAAUAUUCCGAUUAGCAAAUGACACAUUGUUAGUCCAAUCGGCCAUUUUAUUUGAAUCACUAAUGUCCAUAUAAACGGUACAAUCCAAUUAUUUUUUGUUUUUUAAUCCAAAUACGUUUUAAUCAGAUCGUAAAAUUUUAUGCAUGUAAAUAUAGGGGUUCAUGUACUGACUGAAUUUAUGAGUUACAACCAGGCCAGUCACUGGCCAGGGCCAUCAAGCUGAAAAUAGUAGAUUUUUAGAUGCAUAUCUGUUAUUAUCUUUAUUAUUAUUAUUUAAAAAAAACAGACCUAUUGUAAUGGAGGAUAUGAUGACAGGAGAUUGACAAGUAUUGAAUGCAGAGAGAGGUCAUGGUAUGAUCUAUACAUCACACUCAAGUUCUAUGCUCUUUAGUGGACACAUUUAUUUUCCUCCUUUUAGCUUUAUAAACAUGCUUUCAUGUAGCAAGA